Drosophila kikkawai is the source of this 1809-nucleotide messenger RNA. Its product is annotated as protein anon-37Cs. Gene Ontology annotation, molecular function: polyamine oxidase activity. The record is from RefSeq and is a predicted model, not a curated record. NCBI's taxonomy places the organism in Eukaryota, Metazoa, Arthropoda, Insecta, Diptera, Drosophilidae.
AGGUCAAUAAUCGAAACGUAGUGUGCCGUCUCUAGUGUUCACAAAACAAAACAAACCAAAUUCGACAAAAUUUUGAAAACACUUUGGAUUUCUUAAUUCCUCCGUUUACCGCUUGCCAUGCAGUGCAGUUAUAAACUAGCCACCAAACGCAGUUUAUACAAUGCAACUGUGCUCCAGGCGGACUCCGGCGCCCAUGUAUACAGCCCGGAUCUGGAAGCAGCGCGGCAAAGUGCCCGGAUAGUGGUCAUAGGGGCCGGAAUAUCCGGUCUCUCUGCCGCCCAGCACCUGCUGUCGCAUGGAUUCCGACGCACCAUCGUCUUGGAGGCUACCGAGCGUUACGGCGGCAGAAUUAACUCCCAGCGAUUCGGCGACACCUUCUGCGAGCUGGGUGCCAAGUGGGUGAAAAUCGACGGGUCGCAGGAUUCUAUGUACGAGCUGUUGCGCAACACCGAGGGUCUAGGCAAGCAGAUAAAGCAGCCCGAGCGGCCCACCUACGUCCACAUGGAGCAGGAUGGAGGCCAAGCCAUUAAGCCAGCCAUAGCCGAACUCAUCGACACCCUGUUCCGGCAGCUAUGUCGCGGCUUUAAGGUCUCGGACCGAGUUAAACGCGGCGAAGACAUGCAGGCCCUAGACAACGUAAUGAGCUACUUUAGGGCAGAAAGCAAUCGGAUAAUUGCCGCCACAUUCCAGCAACCGGAGGAGCAACAGGCGGCGCGUGAGAUCUUUCAGUCGCUAUUCAAGGAGUUCGGCAGCGUCCUCGGAUGUUGCCUGGAAUACGUGAACAUUGAGCACAUAACCAAGUGUCCAGUGCAGCCGGAAAAGUGCCCCCUAUACGUGCCCACAGGACUGGAUAACAUCGUGGAGGAGCUCACACAACAGCUGGACAAGGAGCAGCUGCAGACGGGCAAGCCUGUGGGACAGAUACAGUGGACACCGUCGCAACUCAAGGGCGUGGGCUGCCUGGAUGGUAGUCUUUAUAAUGCGGAUCACAUUAUUUGCACCCUGCCCCUGGGCGUGCUCAAGAGCUUUGCAGGAAUACUGUUCCGGCCGACGUUGCCGCUAGACAAAAUGCUGGCCAUACGCAAUCUGGGCUUUGGAAAUCCCCUGAAGAUCUAUCUUUCAUACAAGAAUCCAAUUAAACAGUGGCUCAAGACAAGCCUGCGACCACUAGGGGCACACCCAAGUCGCUCCACUGAACCUCAAGUAGAGCGUAAUUGGACGCAACAGGUGGUGGAGAUCAGCCAGGUGCCCAACAGCCAGCAUGUCCUGGAGGUGCAAGUGGGUGGCGGGUACUACGAGGAAAUCGAGAAGCUUUCGGAUGACAAGCUGCUGGAACAGAUUACCACGUUGCUGAAACGCUGUAUAAGCAACCAAUUGGUUCCCUAUCCCGAAGCCCUACUUCGCUCCAGCUGGAGUACUUCGGCAUGCUACCUAGGCGGACGUCCAUACUUCUCCACGAACAGCAGUGCACGCGAUGUCCAGCGACUGGCGGCACCGCUGGGGGAGCAAUCACCGAGCCUGCUCUUUGCCGGGGAUGCCACUGCUGUCCAAGGCUUUGGCACUAUCGAUGCAGCCCGGUCCAGUGGUAUUCGAGAAGCGCAACGCAUCAUCGAUUAUUACAGGAGCAGCGUACAUCUUGAAUGGAAAUGAAUCUCUCAAAAUUUACACAAAAAUGGUACAAAGAACCUACAAAUAGAAACACACUAGUCAAAAUUUAUAGUUAAAAAUUAUUGUAUAUAUCUAAGCAGUUAAUUCUUUUUUAAUUAGGCGUAGCAUGUUAACAAUAAAAAAUAACUUACCUCUCGCGUA